CCAGGCAGCAGAGCGCCGGCCGAGCGAAAAAGGCGGCCACCGGCGAGAUCGAGAUCGAGGCGGAGGGCGGCCGGCGCACGCUGCGCAGCACGUGUGACUGGAGCGAGGCAGCCGUCAUUGGCGAACAUCUCUGGAUGCCCACCUCGGCCUCGGGCGAUUUCUGCUACGUGCCCGAGCAGGACUGUUGCAGGACUGGCUCCCGGAUGAAGUGCACCGCCUGCAAGAUCAUCUGCCACACAGGGUGCAUAGCUAACCUGAUCGACAAGGUGAAGUUCGCCUGCAAGCCCACGUUCAGGGACGUGGGGAUCCGGCAGUACCGGGACAACACGGCCACAGCUCACCACUGGGUGCAUCGCCGGAAUCAGAAGGGCAAAUGUAAACACUGUGGAAAGAGCUUUAUGUCGAAACUUUCGUUUUCUACCAAAGAAAUUGUAGCAAUAAGUUGUUCGUGGUGCCGGACUGCCUACCACAACAAGGAGCCCUGCUUCAACAUCCAGCGAUUAGAGGAACAAUGUAGUCUAGGCAUUCACGAGGACAUCAUUGUGCCGCCGUCAUGGAUCGUCAAGCUGCCCCGCAGAGGAAGCUUCAAGUCCAGCCUCCGCAAGUCGCCCAAGAAGAGGUCCUCUAGUCGUCGGAAAAGCCGGGAAUGGAUCGAUAAGGACCAGACGCGGGCGUUCGCCAUCAAGCCCAUUCCGACGGCCAACGUGCACCCUGUCAUCGUGUUCCUCAACCCCAAGAGUGGCGGUAACCAGGGCGCCAAGCUGAUGCAGAAGUUCCAGUGGCUGCUCAACCCUCGUCAAGUGUUCGACCUCACUCAGGGCGGACCGCGAGAAGGGCUGGAGAUGUACCGCAAGGUGCCGAACCUUCGCGUGCUGGCGUGUGGUGGCGACGGCACGGUCGGCUGGGUGCUCUCCGUGCUGGACCAGAUGAACUUCAGCCCGCCGCCCGCUAUCGCGGUCCUGCCGCUCGGCACAGGCAACGACUUGGCGCGCGCGCUCGGCUGGGGCGGGGGCUACACGGACGAGCCCAUCUCCAAGAUACUGUGCAACAUUAGCGACGGCGAGUCGCAGGAGCUGGACCGGUGGGAGGCAGCCGUGCAGAAGAACGAGCGCGCUGAGCCCAGCGAGGAGGGCAAGGACAACCUGCCGCUCAAUGUCAUCAACAACUACUUCUCGCUCGGCGUGGACGCCCAUAUUGCGCUCGAGUUCCACGAGGCCAGAGAGGCUCGACCCGACAAGUUCAGCUCCCGGCUCCGGAACAAGAUGUUCUACGGCCAGGCGGGCGGCAAGGACCUGCUGCAGCGCCGGUGGAAGGACCUCUCGGAGCACGUAACCAUCGUCUGCGACGACCACGACAUCACGCCGAAGCUUCGCGAGCACAAGGUGCACGCCAUACUCUUCCUCAACAUCCCCAGCUACGGCGGCGGCACGCACCCGGCCGGCCGGGACCAGUCGACUUCCGACGGUCAGAUGGAGGUGAUCGGCCUCACCACCUACCAGCUGGUCAGUGGCUCGCACGCAGGUCAUUGCGUGUCCGACACCCAUGGAUCGACACAUUUAAUACCCUCGAACGUGUUCCCUCCAUUUCCCGUUGCUGAAAAGGAGAUGGCCGUCGUUUGCAGUCCGCAGAGUCCACGCGGCCCUGUUGGUGUAAAACUUCAUUAUGCGUGUCUGUAGAGUUGUUCCCGUAUCUGGGACGGUACCGUCACAUUGGGACAGGGACGUGCCAUCAGUGGUGGCAGUGAACGGCACCGACCCCAAACCUGCCUCAUCCGGGUAAUUUCGCAUGGCUGUGCCGUUCGCUGACGCCUAUUAGAUUGAAGGCGUGUCGGUUGGGCGCGCCCCAGGCCGGUUGACCUUGAUCAUGGUCAGCCUCCGCGGUCUCGCGGCCACCGUGGGUUGGCGACCUCCCAGUGCCGCCUAGCACGGCCAACUUACAGCGAUUGGCUUGCUCUAUAGGGUGGCCUGUAAGCAAAGUGUUGGAAAAGUAUUGCGAAAAGUAUUGUACCACGUUUGCCCGGUACAAUUUUCGCGAUGCUUCGCUUAGAGAGUUGAUGAGAAUGCCCGGACGGCGUGGUUGGUCGUACCAAACAUCUCGAGACUGUUUUGUGAGACUCGCUUAUUGACUGGAGCACACGGGAUCCACAGUUGCUUGAAUGAUUGUAGAUAACCCAUGUGGGUAGCGAAUGGUGCAUUCCAUAUCCAGUUUGCUGGAAACGUAUCAGACUGAGUGUCAGCCAGUGGAGCAGCAGGCGUCAGCGGCUGCUGCCCACCACCCUCCGGCCAGAGACGGCACGAUCCGCCUCGUCCAGGCUGCGGCUCGGCCUGUCCGGCGCGCCG
Pollicipes pollicipes is the source of this 2339-nucleotide messenger RNA. RefSeq names its product eye-specific diacylglycerol kinase-like. NCBI's taxonomy places the organism in Eukaryota, Metazoa, Arthropoda, Thecostraca, Pollicipedomorpha, Pollicipedidae. Gene Ontology annotation, biological process: phospholipase C-activating G protein-coupled receptor signaling pathway. Gene Ontology annotation, molecular function: ATP-dependent diacylglycerol kinase activity. Gene Ontology annotation, cellular component: plasma membrane. The record is from RefSeq and is a predicted model, not a curated record.